ACCAUGACCUGACCUGUAUCUGGGCUGGACUAUCUUGUCAUUAAUCAAGCCUAUUACAUUGUAUCUGAAUCCAUAAGACAAUUAAGUAAUAUGCAAUCAUAAAAAUAUCUGAGUUACACAGUACCCAUCAUCAAGCCUAGAGAGAUGGUCCUUUCCGAGAAGAGCUCCAGGGCCUCGGGGCCUAAGAAAGCAUGCAGAAAAUGGGGCCUAUGGCCCCAGAGUUUCCCCUCCCCGGCCCUGUGCUGCGCCUGUGGCCUGGGGAUCAUGCUGGCAGGCAUCAACAUCACCUUGGUGGGGGCUUUCACUUUCAAGUCCUUCAUCCCCGCCAGCAACCCAUCCAUCGUCAUUGGGCCACUGCUCCUAAUAGUGGCUCUGUCCUUUUUUGGGGCAUGCUGCAUGUGUAGCCGACGGGCUCCGGCCCGCGAUACCCGUAAGGCAAAGGGGGGCGAGAGCUGGGGGCUGAUGCGGAUGGGGGCCGGCGCAACGUUUGAGAUGGAGACGAGCGAACACACGCUGCAGGACACCACCGCCGUGCAGCUCAGUCCCACCAACUCCCCGACCUCCUCCCACAAGUCUAGUAACUCCACCCAUAGGGACACCCCUGCACUGCGGGCCUGUGAGGAUGACCCUGCCUCCAGGGCCUGCGAGCUCACCACCUCAGAGACCUAUAAUAUAGAUGUGACACCUGAUGACCAGGUCUUGACCGCAGAGGACCAGGCAAUGACCUCUGAGGACCAGGCAUUCACCACUGAGAACCAGGCAUUGACCACGGAUGACCAGGCAUUGACCUCUGAGGACCAGGCAUUGACCUCUGAGGACCAGGUAUUGACCUCUGAGGACCAGGCAAUGACCUCUGAGGACCAGGCAAUAACCUCUGAGGACCAGGCAUUGACCUCUGAAGACCAGGCAUUGACCACUCAGGACCAGGCAUUGACCUCUGAGGACUAGGCAUUGACCUCUGAGGACUAGACAUUGACCUCUGAUAUUGAUUAUAAGGAGAGCAUCCAGAUGAAGGCUAUACACAAGCCUUAUCUAACGUAGCAGGGCUGUCUCCUGGUUAUUACAUAAACUGGUGCCGUAUACUCCUCUGGUACUAUAUACAGUGCAUUUGGAAAGUAUUCAGACCCUUUCACUUUUUCCGCAUUUUGUUACGUUACAGCCUUAUUCUAAAAUGUAUUAAAUCAUUUUUCAAUCUACACACAAUACCCCAUAACGACAAAGCAAAAACAUUUUUUUAUAUAUAUAUAAAUACAAAUAUUUGUAUUUUAUUUAUUUAAAUGGCAAUAUAACAUUUACUUAAGUAUUCAGACCCUUUACUCAGUACUUUGUUGAAGCACCUUUGGCAGCAAUUACAGCCUUCGAGUCUUCUUGGGUAUGACGCUACAAGCUUGACACACCUGUAUUUGGGGAGUUUCUCCCAUUCUUCUCUGCAGGUCCUCUCAAGCUCUGUCAGGUUGGAUGGGGAGCGUCACAGCACAGCUAUUUUCAGGUCUCUACAGAGAUGUUUGAUUGGGUUCAAGUCCGGGCUCUGGCUGGGCCACUCAAGGAUACUCAGAGACUUGUCCUGAAGUCACUCCUGGGUUGUCUUGGCUGUGUGCUUAGGGUCGCUGUCCUGUUGGAAGGUGAACCUUCGUCCCAGUCUGAGGUCCUGAGCGCUCUGGAGCAGGUUUUCAUCAAGGAUCUCUCUGUUCUUUGCUCCUUUCAUCUUUCCCUCGAUCUUGACUAGUCUCCCAGUCCCUGCCGCUAAAAAACAUCCCCACAGCAUGAUGCUGCCACCUCCAUGCUUCACCGUAGGGAUGGUGCGAUGUUUCCUCCAGAUGUGACACUUGACAUUCAGGCCAAAGAGUUUAAUCUUGGUUUCAUCAGACCAGAGAAUCUUGUUUCUCAUGGUGAGAGUUCUUUAGGUGCCUUUUAGUAAACUCCAAGCAGGCUGUCAUGUGCCUUUUACUGAGGAGUGGCUUCCAUCUGGCCCCUCUACCAUAAAGGCCUGAUUAGUGGAGUGCUGCAGAGAUGGUUGUCCUCCAGGGAGGUUCUCCCAUCUCCACAGAGGAACACUGGAGCUCUGUCAGAGUGACCAUCGGGUUCUUGGUCACCUCCCUGAUCGCUCAGUUUGGCCGGGCGGCGAGCUCUAGGAAGGGUCUUGGUGGUUCUGAACUUCUUCCAUUUAAGAAUGAUGGAGGCCACUGUGUUCUUGGGCCCCUUCAAUGCUGCAGAAAUGCUUUGGUACCCUUCCCCAGAUCUGCGCCUCGAAACAAUCGGAGCUCUACGGACAAUUCCUUCGACCUCAUGGCUUGGUUUUUGCUCUGACAUGCACUGUCAACUGUGGUACCUUAUAUAGACAGGUGUGUGCCUUUCCAAAUCACGUCUAAUUAAUUGA
Oncorhynchus nerka (sockeye salmon) is the source of this 2377-nucleotide messenger RNA. Its product is annotated as transmembrane protein 275-like. The record is from RefSeq and is a predicted model, not a curated record. The coding region runs from base 145 to 948 and encodes 267 amino acids. Lineage: Eukaryota; Metazoa; Chordata; Actinopteri; Salmoniformes; Salmonidae. The transcript has a single exon.